This is a messenger RNA of Pecten maximus, 678 nucleotides long. RefSeq lists its product as uncharacterized. Bases 271 to 636 code for a protein of 121 amino acids. NCBI's taxonomy places the organism in Eukaryota, Metazoa, Mollusca, Bivalvia, Pectinida, Pectinidae. The transcript is spliced from 4 exons. The record is from RefSeq and is a predicted model, not a curated record.
GUCUGCGAGUGUAUCACACCAGGAGAGGUCGGUGUCGCCCUGACAACAACCUAUCUUACAGCCUCACUCGUGUGUAAUGGUCACUUCACGUGCAUCAACAGGUGUCCGUUCGGCUACCAGACUGGACAUAACGGCUGUCCAUCGUGCCAGUGUCUACUGCCUGUAGCAGGAAAGACACCGGCAGCCACCGGAAGCUUGACAAACGCCAUAACCGGAAGUGGACAGAGUUCCCCACACACUGGUGUUGCUAUAGUGCCUAGUAUUGUUGCAAUGGUACCUGCUUCAGGACAGCACAUCCCUCACCUACCGUCGUCAGGUUCACCUGCUGUAACCGGAACCGGAAACGUUGGUCACUCAUCAGGGAAUAGUCUUCCGCAUUUACCGUCGCCAGGUACGGGACAUAACGUGAUUGGUUCUCACGUGGCGGGGAGCCCAGCCGUGGCGGGAACUACCGACUGUGUUGGCCCAUCAUGCUCAGCUCCGAACGGUCUUCACAUAUUUGCCAAAGAACAUGCGAAGAAGUUGUCGCCGAACCAGUGCGCCAAUAUCCUGACAUGCGUGAUGACGUGUACAUACGGGUACAAACUCGGGGAUAUGGCGGACAACGGAUGCCCGGAGUGCGCAUGUCUCCAAUGAUCCAAUUCCGGGUUACAUUUCAAUAAAAAAUAUACUUUUGAA